CUAAACCAGACCGGUUAGAACCAAUAAAUAUUGACCACUACAACGCAACGCCCUCUACAAGACCAAAAACCUUCAAAGUUCCAGUUGUGUUGAAAACUGGUUUAGUGAGAUACACUACAAUGAAGAUAACAACGAGGCAAGCAGACCUGGAUGCAAAGAUUCCAGGAAGUGUUGCAGGUUUCGUUCUUCUUUUUGCUCUCGGGCUGGUUGUUUACCUGCUUCUGCGAAGACGAUCCCACAAUAGACCAAAAGAGGAAUCCAUGACGCCUGAAAAGGAACAUUUAAAAGAAAACGAUGUGGAAACCAUAGAACUCAUGCGUUUAGAAAGAAGUGCCGUGCAAGAGACGGUUGAUUACAUUAUUGUUUUACAAGACUGGGAGAUCUCGCCAAACAGUUUGGUCGUGAUGGACAUAAACCUUGGAGAAGGCCAAUUUGGAAUUGUAAAACAAGGCGUAUGGACACAUCCUGCUUCUGGCAAACCAGAAGAUGUGGCUGUAAAAAUGUUGAGAGAAAACCAUAGGGAAUCUGAAUUAUCCAGUAUACUAUCGGAGAUAAAAAUAUUGAAAAAAGCCAACAAUAAACGACAUCCGAAUGUAAUAAAGUUCAUCGGAGGCUGUUUCUUUGAAGGAAAACUGUUGGUGGUGACGGAGUUUUGUUUCCAUGGAAAUCUAAAAAAAUUCCUGAUCAAAAGUAGGGUCAGUAGUGACUCAGAAAUCUUAACUCCAAUUUACGCGAAUAUAAAAUCAACCUUGGACCAUCGUGAACUGUUAAGAAUAGCCAGAGACGUUGCCAAUGGAAUGGCUCAUCUCUCUGCUAACAAGUUUGUCCAUCGUGAUUUGGCGGCCAGAAAUAUUCUGAUUAAUAAACAGAAAGUGGCAAAAAUUGCUGACUUUGGUUUGGCGAGAGAUAUUGGAAGUGCUGAAGAAUAUAUACGAACUCAUCAGAACCUACUUCCUGUGAAAUGGAUGGCUCUUGAAAGUUUACUUCAUGGUUGUUUUACAACGGCUAGUGAUGUAUGGAGCUUUGGAGUUCUUCUUUAUGAAAUAACAACUCUCGGCGGAGAACCAUACGAGAACAUAUCUCCAUAUAAUGUUAUUGUUUGCAUUGGUUCUGGAUUUCGAAUGUCAAAACCAGCUCACUGCUCCAGCGAAAUCUAUAAAAUAAUGAGAGAUUGUUGGGAAGAGAAUCCACAAUGUCGGCCAACCUUUCCGAAAAUAUUGAAGGAACUUCGUGGUAUGCUUACAGACAACGAGAACUUAUAUAUCAAUGUUACCCAUGUGGAAGACAACGUUUGAGACUGGUUUUUCAACUAUAUGGAUCAUGCAGGAUAAUUUUUUUUCAGUUGCUCACAAGAAAUAUAUAGGUUUAUUACAGAAACCCUUUUGUUAAGAUCGUCAUUGGUUUGAAUUCGUGAAAUAGAAACAAAAUAUUGAGUUUUGAAGCAGAAUUGGAGUGGAAAACGUCAUAGCUGAUUAUAGUUCAGUGAAUAAAUCGACCAGAAUAAAGUAUAUAUAGGAAGA
Molecule: messenger RNA, 1520 nt
Organism: Dendronephthya gigantea
Lineage: Eukaryota; Metazoa; Cnidaria; Anthozoa; Malacalcyonacea; Nephtheidae
Product: proto-oncogene tyrosine-protein kinase receptor Ret-like
Exons: 14
Coding region: 120-1295 (391 amino acids)
Biological process (GO): positive regulation of kinase activity; protein phosphorylation; cell surface receptor protein tyrosine kinase signaling pathway
Cellular component (GO): signaling receptor complex
Molecular function (GO): transmembrane receptor protein tyrosine kinase activity; ATP binding
Source: RefSeq, a predicted model, not a curated record